AUGGAUGAAACGGACACAAGAGGCCAUAAAAAUCAUCGCUUCUUUGGUUUUCCCAAGAUGAAUUGGGCAACAAAGGCUCGGAAUGUGCUCGUUCCGAGGAUUUGGUUCACAAAAAAUAGUGGAGAAGACGAUGAUGUUACGAAGAAGAACCAAGUAAUUGUCCGAUCAAUGAACGCUGACCAACAAUCAGAUGAAGGAUGCUGGCCAGAGCUGAAAGAAUUUUGCAAAGCUCAUGUCAUUGAGUGUUCUGUAUUUGGUUUGUUCAUUCUGUUCGGUUUCUUCUGCAUUUUCAACGCAUUUGGAUUUCUGGGACCUAACGAGCUAACACUACGCAAUUCAUAUUAUGAGAAGAUGGUCAUUGAACAUUGCCAAUUUGUGGAGAAUCGAGAUUUACAAGGAUCCGAAGGACGCACUGAUCAUCCAAACGCUACAUUGAUUUCAAUUUUAGCAGCUGUCAGACAUGGAGAUCGUUUUGGAUUGUAUACUGGUGGAAAAUGUAGUGAACUGAGUGAACAAGAAGCAAAAGAAUUUGAGGAGUACUUGACUGUCUCUCGUGGUCAGAAUAUCACAAGUCGAUUGAAUAUUCCACCUGGUUUUGAAAACCUGCAAAUUGUUCCGGGAGGAAAUAAAUGCCAAAGAGCAUUUUUGUCUCCACGAGGCGCGAUUCAAGAAUUUGCAUUGGGAAGGUUCUUAUACAGUUUGUACAAGGAUACUCCAUUAUUUGAUACUUCGGAGACUCCCUUGAAUUUGAAAUUAACAUUUUCGAAAUUUCAAAGAACAUUUGCUUCUGGAAUAGCUCUUGUCAGUGGUCUGUUGGAUCAAAAUCAAACUAACUUCGCAACACCGAUUCAAUUAACAAACUCAUCUGUAUACUACGGGUGUACAGAUGCUGAAUGUAACUGUGACAAUGUCAUCAAGACACUACUACAAACGAUGAAAGCAGAGAGUCAGGGAUUGUUUCAAUUGGAAGCCGAUAGAAGAAUUCUAGACGUUGCAAAGAAAAUGUUUGAUGCAAUUAACUAUUCUUCUGUACACAUUGAUCCUUUGGAUGUCAUUGAUAACCUUGUAGCAGGAUAUGUGUGUCAACGGAAGGAACUUCCAUGUAAUGAUCAGUUUUGUACCUCGUUCAUGUAUUUUGGAGAUGUUCUUGAAUAUUUCAACAAACAAAGUGCGAAAAUGUUCAAUUUGAAUCUUGGAGUUGAUAGACAAUACCGUGUCCUGAAUUCAUAUCCAAUUCUGAGAGCUCUCGGUUUGAUGGCUGAAGGCAACGAAAAAGAAGUUCAACUUUUCUCGUCUCAUGACACAAUUAUUGGGUCGAUUCUCCGAAUUAUCACGGACUCUGCCAUCUACAAUGAUUGGCAAUUGCUUGCGGCUCGGGUCGUUUUUGAGGUCUAUGAAACCCCCAGCAAAACGAGAUUGCUCCGCGUGCUCCACAAUGGAGUCGACAUAACGUCUACUGUGAAGUUCUGUAAAAGUUUUGAAUAUGGACUGUGCCCAUUGUCAGGUCUUCAAGAAUUUCUGAAAAUUGGAAUAUUUGAGGUGGCCGGAUUCAAAAGCUUCGAAGAAGAAACAUGCAAGGAUCAUCGGACGGAACUUAUACUUCUCUGAAAUUUUUAAAAAAUAAAUACUUUUAAUUG
This is a messenger RNA of Caenorhabditis elegans, 1637 nucleotides long. RefSeq names its product 2-phosphoxylose phosphatase 1 (gene ZK809.9). Bases 1 to 1608 code for a protein of 535 amino acids. The transcript is spliced from 7 exons. Lineage: Eukaryota; Metazoa; Nematoda; Chromadorea; Rhabditida; Rhabditidae. The record is from RefSeq and is marked reviewed.